Telopea speciosissima is the source of this 686-nucleotide messenger RNA. RefSeq names its product very-long-chain 3-oxoacyl-CoA reductase 1-like. The transcript has 4 exons. NCBI's taxonomy places the organism in Eukaryota, Viridiplantae, Streptophyta, Magnoliopsida, Proteales, Proteaceae. Gene Ontology annotation, molecular function: ketoreductase activity. The coding region runs from base 23 to 667 and encodes 214 amino acids. The record is from RefSeq and is a predicted model, not a curated record. Gene Ontology annotation, cellular component: endoplasmic reticulum.
CUCGGUGCGGUGGUCUUUAUAGAUGGAAUUCUGGUUCAUUGUGCAGCAUUUCAAAGCUCAACCCAUUUGGGUUCGUUUCUUAUCUUUUCUGGGUCUCUUCUGUUUGUCAAAAUUCACCUUGAUGCUUCUUCGUUGGGUUUACGUUUCUUUUCUCAUACCUGGUAAGAAUCUCAAGAAAUAUGGGUCGUGGGCUCUCGUGACGGCACCCACUGACGGCAUUGGGAAGGGUUUCGCCUUCCAAUUGGCACGGAAGGGACUCAACUUGGUUCUGGUGGGUCGCAAUCCUGAUAAGUUGAAGAACGUUUCGGAUGCCAUCAAGGCGAAGUUUGGGAAAACCCAGAUCAAGAAUGUGGUGGUUGAUUUCUCCGGUGACCUUUCCGAGGGGAUACGUCGGAUUGAGGAAGCCAUUGAAGGUCUGGAUGUUGGCGUUCUCAUUAACAACGUCGGUGUUUCCUAUCCCUACGUGAGGUUCUUUCAGGAAGUGGAUGAAGAGCUGAUGAAGAAUCUGGUUCAUAUCAACAUUGAAGGCACCACCAAGGUUAUGCAGGCACUGCUCCCCGGUAUGCUUAAGAGGAAGAAAGGCGCAAUCGUCAAUAUCGGUUCGGGGGCAGCCGUUAUUAUACCUUCCGAUCCUCUUUAUGCUGUUUAUGCUGCUACGAAAGCGUAAGUUGAUCAGUUCUCAAGGA